Hevea brasiliensis (rubber tree) is the source of this 1266-nucleotide messenger RNA. RefSeq lists its product as uncharacterized. The record is from RefSeq and is a predicted model, not a curated record. The coding region runs from base 197 to 1102 and encodes 301 amino acids. Lineage: Eukaryota; Viridiplantae; Streptophyta; Magnoliopsida; Malpighiales; Euphorbiaceae. The transcript is spliced from 3 exons.
GUUUAACUAUCGACUUAUCAACCUUUGUCCAUCUCUUGCUUUUGGGAUAAUAUAUCUGGGUUGCAGUUGUGGAUACAUUGAUUUGGAGAGGUUAUCAGUGCCCAUUUCUUUGAAUUAACAGUGAAUUUCUGUGACAAGUUAGCAUAUAAUUUGAGGGUCUUAAAGGAAUUGGUCUGAUAAUAACUGAUGAGACACCAUGGAUAGUGAACUCAUGUUUGUAACUAAGAAGCAUUUAACAAAUUCAGAGGGGACAAAUGAUGCAGCUAUUAUUAUUCCUCGACACAAGAUUUUGAUGACUUCUCCUUCAUCAUCCUCAGAAUCUUCGAUAGAUUCUAUCUAUGUUGAAAAGGAUGAUCCUUCUGAUCCCCUUCUGCAAUCAAAACAAGCAAAUCUUGAUCCGAAAGGAGUUGUAGUUGCUCCAGAAGUUUCAGGUCACAAUCCUAGCAUGAGUAUACACGAAUCUUCAUCUGCAAUAUACGAAAAUCAAAUUCCGAUGCAAUCCGGAGGCUAUGAUCCUAAUAGGAUUCCCUCAUCCGUUUUUGCUAGUAAGCCUGCAACGCCAAUGGAAUGGAGUGUUGCUUCAAAUGAAUCGUUGUUUAGUAUUCACAUGGGAAAUAACAGCUUCUCAAGAGAUCAUGUUUUCGUGCUACACAAAUCUGGAGAAAUUCCCAAGGUCGAGGAUACCAACAACCCCCCACCUAGCCUGCCUCCCACCAUCGUGGUGCAGACCCUCGAAAAGAAGAUUGAGGAUAUGAGUGAGGACUCAAAAGUGACAGAAGAAAAACCUGUUAAAGCAGUAGAACCUGAAUUGCCAACCGAUAACACAAAGGCAGUUCCAGAGGAAACUGAGAAAAAAAUCAGUCAGGAAAAGGCCUCUUCUACUGAGGACCUCAGGAACUCAUCCAGCAGCACCCAGUCUUUUCAAUUCCCAGUAUUCGAAGCACAUGCGAAAGGAAGUGACUCUGUGAAAGUGGUGAAGGAGAAGCAGCCUUCAAAGAAACAGACAAAACAAGAGCCACAUCCACAAACGCCUGGAACACCACCAAAGCCUCAUGGUAGCAGUUGGUUUUCUUGCUUUUCUUGUUGCUCACGUGGCUGUUGAGAGAGCAUUAAUUCUGGAAGAUUACUUGAACAUUUCAAUUGAUCACUGUACAUAUACAUGAUCCAUCAUUUUGUUGAAAUGCUUGCCUUUUUUCUGGGUUGAAUCAGAAUAUGUCAAUGGACAAUGGUUCUUUUCUAAUUGUAGAAAUCGAAACUUUAAAGAUA